AUGAUAGCUAAAUUAACAUUAGAUUAUUCGUUUCAAAUCGACAAUAAAUCUAAUAUACAUUAUCUUUCUGAAGAGAACAGAUCCUUAUAAGAAUAUAUUCAAGAUUUAGAAAGUGCCUUAAAAUUAAAUAAAUAAACCAUGUAUCUUACAUUAGAAGGUCUAAAUAAAAGACCACAAGUAUUAUCAAUAGAUUACAUAGUUGACAACAGAUAAUAGCACAAUGUCAACUGGUUAUAAUUAUCCAAAUUCAUAAUUAGAAAGUGUCAUUUAGUUAUUGAAUGAAGAGAAUCAAAAAACUAAUCAAAGGAUUAUCCAAUUAAUAAGCAAUUACUCAAUAAUUAUAAACUAAAAUUUUAUUUCAAGAAUAGAUAUGAGAGGAAUAAUAAGAUUAUUAUAAAGACUUGAUAGGAGAUUUGGAAUAAAAAUUAAUAGAAUUGAAGAGAAAUGUUCAUGAUCUUGUAAAUGCAAUAUAAGAAUUGGAAAGAAUGAAACCAAUCCAAGAGAGAGAAUGUCAAUUCUAUAAGAUGAAUGAAAUAGUCUCUUCUUCAGAAUAGAAUCUUAGAUUACAUGAAGAAUUUUUUAAUGUCAGAAAUUUAUUGAAUAAAAUAACUUAAGAAGCUUAAACCUUAAGUGAUACCAAUUAUGUAAGUAUAAUUAUAUUUUAAUUUCUAAAAAGGGAAAUGUUCAAAAUCAGAAUUGCUUUAAGAAAUUAAAUUAAUUUUUAGACUAUGAAAAGUAAUUUUUUUUUAAAUUUGUACUAGAUUUCGUUUAUGAUGAAUAUUUAGAGGUAAAUUGGAAUAAAUUCAAUAGGAUUUAUAUGGAACAUCUUGUUUAGGAUAUGGUUUGGUUUCUAAAGAAGAGUGCAUUGAAUUCUUGAUGUCGAUAUAUAAUGAUUAUUUUAAGAUAUUUGAUGUAAAUGAAUUUAUUAUGUAGUUAGGCAAUGUCAAGAAAUAAUAAUUGAUAAAUUAAAUUUAAAAUAGAAAAUCCAACAAAAGAUCCAUUAAAAGAUCUUAUAGCUAUCCUUAACUUUAUUUUUCUAAUGUUAAUGCAAUCACUUUUAAUAAACCACUAAAAUUAUCUGUUAUUGCUCUCGUAUGUAAUAGUUCUAUUUUAGGCAAAAAAUGAAAUUUAGUUACUAGUAGCUGAAAUCUAAAAGGAAAAGUAGAAAUAAAUAUAGAAUUAAGUUGAUGGUGUCUUUAGUGUAGAUUUCUCUAAAAUAGAUAUGAAAUAAAAUAAAAGAUAAAUGUUUGAUAACGAUUUAAGUUUUAUUUCUAAUUUAGAUGAUCAAGAUUGA
This is a messenger RNA of Paramecium primaurelia, 1294 nucleotides long. The record is from the annotation of a GenBank genome assembly. Lineage: Eukaryota; Ciliophora; Oligohymenophorea; Peniculida; Parameciidae.